Molecule: messenger RNA, 6442 nt
Organism: Oreochromis niloticus (Nile tilapia)
Lineage: Eukaryota; Metazoa; Chordata; Actinopteri; Cichliformes; Cichlidae
Gene: wnt2
Product: wingless-type MMTV integration site family member 2
Exons: 6
Coding region: 1722-2774 (350 amino acids)
Biological process (GO): neuron differentiation; multicellular organism development; canonical Wnt signaling pathway
Cellular component (GO): extracellular region
Molecular function (GO): frizzled binding; cytokine activity
Source: RefSeq, a predicted model, not a curated record
GUUUUCCAUUUUACACUAAAUGUGACAAAAAACUUAAAAUGACAGACUGAGACCAUAAAUUUAUCAGGAAAGUUUUUAUUGAAGUUACAAGUUUUCGGGGUAGUGGGCUCAUUUUUUUUCAAAGGGCUUAUUUUUGCCCCCUGCUGAUCAUCUUAAAGACUGCAGGUGUAAGGCAUUGCAGAGUGGCUGUCCUUAGACCCACUGCUUGAUCCUUUGUAAUAUACAGUCUAUAAGAAAACCUAGAGGCAUGUGGAAAUGUGAAGCCUGCUCUCCCAAAUAUACAGAAGGAUGCAAUGCCAAGUUUAUCAGAGUAGCUAAUCAGAGUUUUGUUUUUUGCUCUGGGUUAUUUCGUAAGAGGAAAUCAUCACAUUUAAAGGAGCCAUAGGUGAAUUUUCUAACAAUAGAAGGGGCAGAGUGCUUUUUCUUCUUUCUGGUAGCUAAACUGACUCUGGGAAACAAGCCAUAGAUGUGAAAGUGAUAUCAGUUUUCUCCUUAAAUCACAGAAAGAAAUCCAAUCUGUAUUUCAAAAAUUAUUCAAGUGGAAUCCUGAUGGUAAUGGCCAGAUUUUGCUUUUGCUGAUUGAAUAUUUUCAAAUAUCAAGCUGAUACAUUUAAAAAUCACAAACUCUUUAAAGUUCUUAUUGUCUGAUUUUGUGCUAUUUCCAUAUUUAGUGUUCAUAAACUUUAUUGUGCGCGAGUAUUAUCAAAAAAUAGCUUUCUGUCUGUAAAACAUGCAAUGCAGUGACCUUAAUGCGAUUUGGUGAGGAAGUGAACAAAUUACUCCCAUAAAAUUGGAUUUAUAUCACAGGCUUAUUACAACUACCGCUGUUGCAAAAAUAAAGUCGUGUUCAAAGUCCUGAUGAGAGCAGUGAGAACGCUCUAAAUCUUCUUGUUUUUUUACGGGUUUCUUCCACGGGGAUCAUGGGAAAAAUCCAAUUUGCCCAUUAAUCUCAUCUGGUCAGGGUCUCUAGACCUCCAGAUACACCCCGGGCUAGAUCAAAGAUGGAGGAAACGCUGUGUGGCAGUGGUACAGACUUCACCGGGACACAUCAAAAAGACUGACAUGGAUAAUCCAAUUGAAAUGGACACAUCACCUUUAGGCUGUUUUUUCGGACUGGCACAUCACCUCCAUUCAUCAUCCUGUCCCCCGAUUUUGAAUCUAAGCGGGUUUGGGCAUUUUCCCUCUGGUGACUGACAUUGGUUAAGCGUGGAGUGUGAAUCCUCCCACAGCUAGCUCCUUCUCUGCGCGCGUCUCAUCGGUGCGAUUUGAAUGAAGAGCUCAUCAACUUGGACCACAUCUCAGAGGUGCGGAGCUCCGGUCUGGACACGGGCCAAACCCGUCUGAUGUCAAACCAGCCUGAACAGAUACUCUCAGACAUCUCGUUUCUUCGCCUCAUUCCUGAGACGGGACUCUGCCCACUCCUUGUGUAAAGCAAUCUGAACCUGAUAGCACAGCAUCCGCGUAUCUCCCCUGAGAAUCUGCGCUGGACUAUUAAGACAGUCGCUCUUAACCUUUUCUUCAGAAGCGCUUUGCCGCUGUGCAGAAUCCCAGUCAGCCAUGACUUUUACGAGCAAACCGUCUGUCCUCCGACUGUCUUGUAAUACAUUUUUAAAGCGAGUUUAACUCGGCGAUUCAACUUUCAGCUGCUGUUUUAUUAAUUUUUUCCUGUCAUCUGUGGAAAUGCUCCGUCCAGACCCAUAAAGAAACAGAGUUUGGUUAAUAUGCACUUAUUGCCAAGCGGAAUAUGUUUUUAUUUAUCUGUAGCAAUCUGCUGGCUCACAGCUGAGAUCGAUGCGUCCUGGUGGUACAUGGGCACCCUGGGCUCCCAGGUGAUGUGCGACAACAUCCCUGGACUGGUGAAUAAGCAGCGUCAGCUGUGCCGCCAGUACCCCAAAGUGAUGCAGGCCAUCGGGGCCGGGAUGAAGGACUGGAUCUCAGAGUGCCAGUACCAGUUCCGCAACCACCGCUGGAACUGCAACACCACAGCCAGGGACCACAAUCUGUUUGGACGUCUGCUGAUACGCAGUAGCCGUGAGGUGGCCUUUGUCUACGCUAUCUCCUCAGCUGGAGUGGUUUACACACUGGCUCAAGCCUGCAGCCAAGGCGAGCUGGAUUCCUGCUCCUGUGAUCCCACCAAGAAGGGCUCAUCACAGGAUGCCAAGGGCUCCUUCAACUGGGGAGGCUGUAGUGACCAUGUGGAGCAUGCCAUACGCUUCAGCCAAGCCUUCGUGGAUGCCAAGGAGAGGAAGGAGAGGGAUGCCCGUGCACUCAUGAACCUGCACAACAACAGAGCUGGCAGGAAGGCUGUGAAGCGCUUCAUGACACUGGAGUGUAAAUGUCAUGGUGUCAGUGGGUCAUGCAGCGUCAGGACCUGCUGGUUGGCCAUGGCUGACUUCCGCCGCACAGGUGACCAUCUACGGAAAAGGUACAACGGUGCUGUGCAGGUUGCAGUGAAUCAGUACGGCACUGGCUUUACGGCCGCUCACACACACUUCAAACGUCCCAGCAAGAAUGACCUUGUCUACUUGGAGGACUCACCAGACUACUGCAUACGGGACCACGAGUCAGGGUCGAUGGGGACAGGAGGGCGGGUCUGCAACCGGACAUCCCGAGGUGUAGAUGGCUGUGAAGUGAUGUGCUGUGGCCGUGGCUAUGACACGUCACGCGUCAGCCGCACAACCAAGUGUGAGUGCAAGUUCCAGUGGUGCUGUGCAGUCCACUGCCGUGACUGCCACCAGCAGGUCGACGUGCACACCUGUAAGGGCCAGACGUGACCUCGCCACUACUAAACGUGACUGACGCCUCAUAUCGGGCAUCCAGAGUCCCCCGUUCCUUCUCAGCUACUUAUCUGACGUCUUGUUGCGACAAUCCAACUGAUAAUCUCGAGUCUGUCUUUAGUUCCCAGCCCUCUGAAGGUCUGUUAGGUUUUUAGACACUUUUUCUUUUCCUCCUCACCAAACACAUCACGUCUUUUUCUUCUUUUGGAUGCUACGUGGAAAGAACUUCCAGACUCGGAGACACUUAAAGCCUGACUGCUGAAUGUCUGUAGCUGUUACUUUCAGAAUGUACCAGUCAAAUCAUGCUUCAGAUUACUGUUGAGACUAACAGGCUAGUAUUUGAUCUGCUGGCUCCAGUUGUGAUUUUUUGGAGAUGAACUGUUGAUUAAACAGGCCCUAAGGACUGACCAAGUAUACACUGAAAUAUAACUUAAAUUAUGUGUAUUGGCUUUUAUAGUUUUGUUGAAUCAACAUGCAUGGAGGUUUUUGGCCUGCUCCUGUGAAGCCUUUAACACAUAGCAGCUCUCCACACAGUUUAUCAGCUUGUUGUUUGGAUUUGUUCUCGUGGCACCUUACACUUGUCAGCAAACCAUUUACAACAUAAAGUACGAUCAGUGUUCUUUUUCCCUGCAUGCUUUCAGUGUAAACUGUUGUCACGCCAGUCUCAUUCAACACGGCGUUGUUGACAACGUUCCCCAGUUGACACCAAUGUCCUUACUACAUUUCACUGUCAUAUUAGCAUCUUCUCCUUGUCUUUUAAAAAGGCUAGAAUUAAACCAUAAUGUUGAUAACAGACAUAUCUUACUGUAUUUAUGAGGAAAGAGUUUUACAUUUAUGACCUUAUAUUUUUAAGUAUCUACAGGGAUCCUGUAUGAAUGAUCAUUUUCUUGUGGUUGCUCCCUUUAGAAGUCAUAAGAGAAGAUCUGCAUCAUCUCACCCUAGCUCUAUUAUCCUCUUCUGUCACACCAACCUUUUCCAUAUCCUCCUUCACUACAUCCAUUAAUCUUCUCUGUGCUCCUCCUCUGUGCUCCAUGGUCAGCAUUCUUCAUCCAGUAUAUCCACCAUCUCUCCUCUGCCCAUGUCCAAACCAUCUCAACCCUGCCUCUCUAACUUUGUCUCCAGAAUGCUCAACCCUUAUAUAAUCAUUUUAAUUCUGUUCAUCCUGGUCACUCACAAUGAAAAUAUUUCAACUCUGCCUCAUUCAGUUUCACCUCCUUCCUUGUUAGUCCCACCAUCUCCAAACCUUCUUGUAAGCCUUCUCUUUCACUCUUGCUGCUAUCCCCGUGUUACAAAACUCCCGACACUUAUCGCCACCCUGCCUGUACUCUUUUCUUUUGCGCUGUCUAUUGCUUUGCAUGGUAUUUAAAGCAGCUUCACUGUUAUACCAGUUCCCCUCUUUUUCACACACUUGGAUUCUGUCUUAGUUCUACUGACUUUCAUCCCUCUUCUCUCCAGAGCAUACCUCCACUUGUUCCCUACUUUCACUACAGAUCAGUGUCAUCUGUCAAUCUCUCCAUCACCACUGAAAACACUCUUACAGUCCUCAUACGUCCUUCACCAGCUUCACAUAAUCCCCUGAUACUCCAGACUUCCUCGUGCAGUACCACAGUGCCUCUCUUGGCCCCUUAUAUCCUUCUCUAGGUCCACAAAGACGCAGUGCUACUCCCUUUGACCUUCUCUAUACUUCUGUCAACACUCUCAAAGCAAACAUAUUUGUAGUGCUCUCUCUCAGCAGAAGCGAUAAUGCUGCUCACUCAUCAUUACCUCUCUUCUUAACUUAGCUUUAACAACUCUUUCCCAUCGCUUUGAGAUAUAAUUCAUCAGCUUUAUCCCUCUGUGUUACGGCUCUGCACAUCAGCCUUGUUCUGGAAAAUCACUAUAAGUAAUUGAUCAUUAAGAUAGUCUAAGAGGUACUGUAGUCAACAUCUUGUUAAAAUAAAUGCUUGAAAAACCUAUUAAAAUAUCUAGAACUUUCAGUAAAAAAAAUAACAUCAGAAAUGCUUUUUCUUGUAGUUAAAAUGAGCAUUCUGUCGUCGUUUCUUAGAAAUGUGUUGAUAACUAGGACCUCUGUUUACAUUUCACUGUUACUGUGCCUGCUACCACUAUUGGAUUAAGGAGGAGCAAUGUUCGAGUAUUCGAGUAGGACUCGGUGGAAUCAAACAGCUCGUAAAUGACUGUCCACUUUUAAACAUCCUCAGUGACAAACAGGAGGGACGGUGGCCUGAGCAGUCAUUACACACAGAGGAAUACAAGUAAAGCAAACCAGCAGCCGUUCUCACCAGUUGCUUCAUUAGAUGUAAUACAUGUCCUGUCUGCAAAUUGCACAUCAGCUGUGUAAGAUUAAAAUAUAACCCUUACAACUGAACUCUAUAGAAUAAAUGACUUAAACUCACACUGUGUCUAGAUUUAAAGAGCCUCAUGAACAAAAACACAUGAAUAGUCUCUGAUUUCUCUGACUAGUGUUCUGUUAACUGGACAAACUUCUCAAGCAGCUUGUUUAGCUGGAUUAAUGCAGCCUGGUGAUGAGGUCUGUGUCAGAGUUCAUCAUUAAGAUGCAUUGCUUUGGCACCUUGUUGAAGCCGGUACACAUCCAGACAUGCUCGAACAUUGCUCAGGUCAUUUCUGUGGGAAGAAAAUCACGGUGGAGACAAUCUGCAUAACUAAUUACAUCACCAACCUUAUGGGACCAGCAAGUCCUUGAAUGGUGGAAAUAUGCAGAACCAGUUCAGGACUGGGCACUGGGUUAGUAGGAAAAGACCUGAGUUGUUGACUUGUAUUCAGAGCUACAUCUUGGAUUUCCAAGUCAGACAGCACAUGCAAGCUUGGUUAGCAAGCAGUUACUAUUAAACAUAUCAGUCACCAUACCUGAAACACAAACUUUUUGCAGCCACAACCACUGUCUGAUACUUCCAUCAAAAUGCUUCAACAGUCACCAACAGUAAGUGGACAUGAGGCCCGCCUGACAAAUGGAAGCAGGCUUGCACAACACCUUAAGCUUUGCAGUCCAAGUGUAUCCUACAACUUUUAUAAACUAUAGAGAAAUAAAAGUGUUUGCACUUGUUGUUUGUUGUUCCAGGCUGUGAAUGUGUCUUCUAAUGCUGUUUACCAUCAAAGUCGAUGACGACGGACUUGCAAUAGGCGACAGCCUGAAAUGGAGCUUGCUGCUUGUAUGACCUCAGUACUCAGCAGUUGCAGGAACAACUUUUCCUCUGUGGAGUGAGCUGUUAGUUUGAGGAUGAAAGCUCCAAAUAUAUGAUGGAUCCUGCAGAGAAACAAAACCCAGCCGGUUGUAUCUGGUGGUGCUGGUAUCAAGGUCAGCUGAUUUCUAAGUAUGUGGGGCAGCCAGUAAAAACACUGCAUUUUUGCAGCAAUACACAAAAAGUCCUUUAUUGUAUUUUUUUUUUUUCCUUUUCACCCUUUUAAUGAUGGCAAUUGAUCACCUCUUUUUGUACAACAAAAGAACAGCUUUAAAUGACUGAUAACCCAAAGAAAUGCAAACAUAUCAAAUAAAGUCAAAACCAAUUCUGGGUGGUGUUUAGCAUUUUUGUUUUGCGCCUCUCCUGGGAUCCCCGUCUGCUCUCAGUUUGGUUUGAACUUGGCACAGAGGUGCGUCAGUCUAGUCCACUGCUGUGUUCUGGAUUUCAGUUCAGCUGUUUCUGUCCAGA